Molecule: messenger RNA, 390 nt
Organism: Triticum turgidum subsp. durum (durum wheat)
Lineage: Eukaryota; Viridiplantae; Streptophyta; Magnoliopsida; Poales; Poaceae
Source: the annotation of a GenBank genome assembly
AUGGCGCCAUCGACCCAGCUCUUCCUCGUGCUCCUCGGCCUGAACUUGAUGGUCACCACUGUGCACGGUAGCUGUGAACCUCACUGCCCUACCCCGACCCCACCGUCUCCUCCAUCGACCAACGGCGGCUCAUGCCCUAUUGACACGCUGAAACUGCGUGUGUGCGCCAACGUGCUGAACCUGCUGAAGCUCGGGCUUGGCGUGCCGCCGAGCGAGCGGUGCUGCCCGCUGCUGGCCGGUCUGGCCGACCUGGACGCCGCGGUGUGCCUCUGCACCGCCAUCAAGGUCAAGGUCCUCGGCGUCAUCAACCUCAACGUCCCCGUCGACCUGGUGCUCCUGCUCAACCACUGCCACAAGACCUGCCCGCCCGGCUUCACCUGCCCGCACUGA